Volvox carteri f. nagariensis is the source of this 3316-nucleotide messenger RNA. RefSeq lists its product as uncharacterized. The record is from RefSeq and is a predicted model, not a curated record. NCBI's taxonomy places the organism in Eukaryota, Viridiplantae, Chlorophyta, Chlorophyceae, Chlamydomonadales, Volvocaceae. The transcript has 16 exons. Gene Ontology annotation, cellular component: endomembrane system; membrane. The coding region runs from base 1 to 2208 and encodes 735 amino acids.
AUGCCAGAUAACGCAGUUGCCAAUGCGGCGGUGGCUGGCGCGGCAGCGGCCGCUGCCGGCGCCGCCGCCGCUCCGGGGCCCGGCCAGCCUGGCCAGCAGCAGCGGCAGCAGCAGGGCGGCCUUGGCAGCAUCCUGGGUAUGAUCGUGCGCAUGGGGGUCAUGUGGUACUUCAUGAACGCCAUGAAAGGCAACAAGACGCCACCGCCACAGCAGCAGGGAGCGCAGGGGCAGCAGGGACCCGGCCAGGUGGCGGGCGGCUACGUCUACCCAGCAUUCGAGCGCGGGUCACCGGUAGACAUGUAUAUGUUCCUGUCAGAAAGGGAACCCUAUCCAGGGCCGCCGGGGGCCUGCCAUGAGUUUGUGCUGCUAGGGCAGAUGGGGGGCAUGCCAUUAAGGAGUAUCGAAACAGCAUCCGGUGAUGUCAUGAAGGGUGGCGGAGGCGAGCUUGAAGGCAGUGAGCGUCAGCGGGUGGACGGGAGGACAGAUUUAAGCCAAAGAAUCGACACGUCGGAGCUCAUCUGGUCUGAGACGGACGUUCGACUGGGCGAGAAGACGGAGCAGCGCAAGGACACGUACGUGUACAAGCCGUCUGACGCUGUCAAGAACAACGGUUCCGUGUACAUUCAAAUGGUGCUGGCCAGGGCGGGCGCGCCCAUUCUGUUCAACGAGCUAGGAUAUGACCCCACAGACCUGGCCUAUUAUCAGUUCCAGCUGAACACGCACCGACCUCGGCCCCGCAACAGCACCGGAGUGAACCUGCUGUCGGACAACCCCGUGGAUGCCCCCAAGGUGGAGAAGGAUGUCCCCCGAGAAAUCAUUAACUUCUUACGGCCUAACAUCACACUGCAGCUGGUCGACCAUUACCAGGCGUACGACAAAAGUCGCAUUCCACAGCAGCUGGAAGGUCAUCUGCGCCUUAACGCCGCCGGCAACUACGUGCCCAUCGUUUUCUUCAACGACUUUUGGCUGCUGCGUGACAAGCUGGUGCCGGUCAAUGAGACGCUCGACAAUGUGACCCUCCAUUUGGAGCUCAGCUACGUGUCCAUGACCUGGUGGCAGCUGCUGCUGCAGAUGGACCAGUCAUUCGGCAUGCAGGUCCGUAUGGGUUUAGCUCAGGACGGCGAGAGCGAUGAGAUGAAGCGGAUCUUCCUGGAGGGCAACCCCAUCCUGCUGUACCUCUACCACCGACAGGAACUUUUCUGCGUCCAGCGCCCCGCAUUGCAUGCCGCCGGCCUCACGUUUGUAGUGUCGCUGUUGCACACCGUGUUUGAUCUGCUGGCUUUCAAGAACGAUAUCGGCUUCUGGAAGAACAACAAGUCCAUGGAGGGACUGUCGGCGCGGACCGUGCUGAUCAAUGCCUUCUGCCAGGUGGUCAUCUUGUUGUACCUGUUUGAUAACGAUACGUCGUUUGUGGUGCUGCUAUCCUCGGUUCUGGGUACCGGCAUCGAGCUGUGGAAAGUGACUAAGGCCUUUGACGUCAGCUUCAACCGACAGCGCUUCCCGUAUAUCAUCUUGAAGGACAGAGCAACGUACAGCAACAAGCAGACCAAGCAGUACGACGCCGAAGCUAUGCGGUACUUGUCGUACGCGUUGUACCCGCUGGUGAUCGGUUACUCGAUUUAUUCUCUCAUGUACAAAACACACAAGAGCUGGUACAGCUGGGUGUUGUCCAGUCUGGUGGGCGCGGUCUACAUGUUUGGGUUCAUCCUCAUGUGCCCACAGCUGUACCUGAACUACAAGCUCAAGUCGGUAGCUCACCUGCCCUGGCGCCAGCUGACGUACAAGUUUCUUAACACCAUCAUCGACGACCUGUUUGCCUUCGUCAUCAAGAUGCCGCUGCUGCACAGGUUAUCGGUAUUCCGUGACGACGUGGUGUUCCUCGUCUAUCUGUACCAGCGCUGGGUUUACCGGGUCGACAAGACACGUGCCAACGAAUUCGGCUGGUCGGAGGAGCAGCCGGCUGCCGAGGCGGAGGCAGAGGCGGAACGUAGUGAUGCGCCAGCUCUCCCAGCGCCCGCCAGUGCCGAUGCCGACGCUGCUGUUGGGAGUAGCGGCGCCGCGGCCUCCGCCGGUGCCGAUGCCGACAAGGCAGGCAAGGGCGAGGGGUCGCGCAAGCGCAAGGGCGGGAAGGAGGCGGGGAAGAAGCAGGAAGUCUCAAGUGACAAGGACAAGGAGGGCGCGGACAGCGAUGACAAAAAGGCGCGCUGAUCGGGCUUUGGAGGGGGGUUUCCGGGAGUGAUGUAUGGGCAGGCGCGUGCGUGUUGAACGUACAACGUGUUUUCUUAAUGUGUUUGAGACUGGGCCAACGCCCCGUCCGUAUGGGGGAUGAGGGAUGGGGACACGUCUUUUGCCGGAUUUAUAUCACUUUAAGGAAACUGCUGUUCACGCUAAGGCCGGCCCGCGGGACAAGGCGCCCCUCGGGCCCUGGCUUGGCUUGCCAGGCUGAGACGUCGUGCAUGGGAGAAGGCAUGAGAGUGCAUAUAUGCGUGUGCACUACAACGCAACGUCCAGGUAUCUUCACCACCGCCAUGUCUGCCUUGGUAUCGUGUAUGUGGAGCGGUGAGAUAUAAUCAACGGGUAUGGCCCGUUUAGAAAUCAUGGGUUGCCUUGGAGCUCGUGCCAAAGCAGCCUCGUCGACACAUAUGUUGCAGGGCUGUCGAAUGCCCUUAGUGAAGAAUUACCUGUCCAUUCGUCCUUGUGUUCGAUCGAGGUGGCCACGUCGCAUCCUACGUGUGCCGAACUACUUACGAUGCAUGUAUGCGUCAGGAAAAGAGGUGGUGGUGGGGAUUUAGGUUGGGAGGCCGCGCGCGAGCCGUCAACGGUGGGUCCCAGGGCCUUCUCCCCAGUAUGUGGGCCAGUUUGUGAUGCUGCCCGCUCUCGGCUGGCUGCACGGCCGAUGCGGCCCUACUGUGUUCGCACGGGAUACAAUGUGCGAGAUAUGGUCUGCAAGGCUAGAGACGCUAAGUAGCCGGGAAGUAGGCCGAACUAUACUCGUUUUUUACAGCGGCGAUGUCUAGUCAACGUGACACGAAAAUGCGGCAAGCCCAGUGCCCCAGUCUAGCUGGUGUGGUACUAUUACUCUAGUGGGCGAGACGUCAGAAGUAAGGUUUAAAAACUUAAGGUUAGGAUAGACGCAAGAAAGCUGAACCAGAGCGUUCAUAAAACGUGCAGAGCGUGUAAUGUGCCUUCUUCGACUGGUACACCUAGUCAGUCGUGAAAUGCAUGGACGGCGGGAAACCUGCAUGAGUGGAACGAAGGUUGUGUCCCUUCAAGGUCCGGUUCCGCUUUGUUGGGUGUAAGAGCUGGAUGUAGAGCG